AUGGGAAUCGAAUCCAUGGAUCAAGGCGCACGGGUACGGAACUUCGUCUUUGCACGACUCUCGCGGUCGCGGGCCAUUGUCCUUGGCCUGAUCGCUCUCUUUCUCACAUUCUACGUGCUUUCGCCGUACGACAGCUCGUUGCGCUCUACACUGCGAUGGCAAUCCACCGUAGCUAGCGACUAUGUCCAACAUUUGCACCCCGACGACAAGUGGCUCUUCAAAGAGCAAAAGUACCCCAUCGACCCUUCCCAAGAUAUCGCCGUCAUUGUCAAGACUGGCUUCGGAACUAGGAAUCGAGUGCCAAAUGUGCUGGCAGCCCUGGGCAACGAGACAUUAGACAACGACGUCCUCAUCAUUCAGGACUACCCCGUGAACACAAGGAAGCCUUACAUCACCGGCAACGCCAAGACUGUAGAGACGGUAGACAUUAUUAGCUGGAUGGUUCAAAACCACAAACUCGCCGACCAUGGAAAGAACGAGAGGCUCAUGAAGUAUGAGCAUCUUGUGGACGCUAUUGAGGAUGAAGACUACUUCAUGGCAGACACUCUGGCCAAGGGAUACGGUUGGGAAUUGGAUGCUAUGAAGUUCAUCUCGGGCCUGCAGUACGCCUGGGAGAAAAUGCCAAAGAAGAAGUGGUAUGUCAUGUCCGACGACGACACAUACGUCAUCAAGUCAUCUCUCGCUCUCGCGCUCGGCCACCUCGACUACAGAGUCCCUCAAUAUCUCGGAAACCCGGUUGGUGACUUUCUUGGACGUUUUGCUCACGGAGGUUCAUCUGCCGUUAUUUCGGGUGCGACCAUGGCCAAAUUGUUCGACAAGAACCCCGCCGCUGUCACCGAAGCCCACAUUGAAUCCAUCAGUGCAGUCUAUGGCGACAAACUGCUGUCAACAACACUUAUGAAGAUCGGAAUCUACCUGAACGAAGAUUAUGCCCGGUUGUUCAAUGGCGAGCCACCACACAUGACCCGAAUGUGGGCAGACCGCUUUUGCCUGCCACUGGUUUCUUUCCAUGGUUUGGGAGACGGUGAUCUCAUGGAGGAGACCAACGAGCACUUCAAACACAUGAAUCAGCCUGUCUUCUGGAGGCAACUGGCCAGCAUCUAUGGUGCUGCUGACUUUCAGUCAUUUGUGGCCGAACCAGUCCGCGUCAACUUGGACUUUGUUGGUCGUCUUGAUGAGCACAGCACGACAGUAGUCAACACCGAAACAUUGGAUGAUUGUGUCCGGAUUUGCGGAGAUCACUCCACCGAGUGCUUGGCUUGGACCUGGGACCAAUUCAGCAAGACUUGCCACUACGCCCCCUGGGCAAUCAUUGGCGACCACAGAGAGGGGUUCCUUUCUGGUAUCAACUACGCCCUGGCACAAAAGCUCACCGAGGGUUGCCACGGGCCGCGAUCACCUGCCGCCGCUACCGAAUAG
Pestalotiopsis fici W106-1 is the source of this 1419-nucleotide messenger RNA. RefSeq lists its product as uncharacterized. The record is from RefSeq and is a predicted model, not a curated record. The transcript is spliced from 2 exons. Lineage: Eukaryota; Fungi; Ascomycota; Sordariomycetes; Amphisphaeriales; Sporocadaceae. Bases 1 to 1419 code for a protein of 472 amino acids.